Molecule: messenger RNA, 1325 nt
Organism: Castor canadensis (American beaver)
Lineage: Eukaryota; Metazoa; Chordata; Mammalia; Rodentia; Castoridae
Gene: Nudc
Product: nuclear distribution C, dynein complex regulator
Biological process (GO): protein folding
Cellular component (GO): cytoplasm
Source: RefSeq, a predicted model, not a curated record
CGUGUUUCCGGUUCCGCUGCGGAAGGCUGCCGAGAGAAGCCGUUGGGCCGGACGCGACCCGGAGAAGCGGGGAGAGCGCGGGACGCGAGUGUGGAGCUCGGCGCGUAGAUCCACCAGCGAGAUGGGCGGGGAGCAGGAGGAAGAGCGGUUCGACGGCAUGUUGCUGGCCAUGGCGCAGCAGCACGAGGGCGGCGUGCAGGAGCUUGUGAACACAUUCUUCAGCUUCCUACGACGCAAAACAGACUUUUUUAUUGGAGGAGAAGAGGGGAUGGCAGAGAAGCUCAUCACACAGACCUUUAACCACCACAACCAGCUGGCACAGAAGGCCCGACGAGAGAAGCGAGCUCGGCAGGAGACUGAGCGGCGGGAGAAGGCAGAGCGUGCAGCCAGACUGGCCAAGGAGGCCAAGGCAGAGACCCCUGAACCCCAGAUCAAAGAGCUGACUGAUGAGGAAGCUGAGAGGCUGCAGCUGGAGAUUGACCAGAAAAAGGAUGCAGAGAAUCAGCUCAAGAAUGGCAGCCUUGGCUCACCAAAGAAGCAGGGUGCUGAGGAAGAGGAGGAAGAGGAAGACGAGAAGGACAAAGGGAAACUGAAGCCCAACCUAGGCAAUGGAGCUGACUUGCCCAAUUAUCGCUGGACCCAGACCUUGUCGGAGCUGGAUUUGGCAGUGCCCUUCCGUGUCAACUUCCGGCUGAAGGGGAAAGACGUAGUGGUGGACAUCCAGCGGCGGCACCUCCGGGUAGGGCUCAAGGGACAGCCAGCGAUCAUUGACGGGGAGUUGUAUAAUGAAGUGAAGGUGGAGGAGAGUUCGUGGCUCAUUGAGGAUGGCAAAGUUGUGACCGUGCAUCUGGAGAAGAUUAAUAAGAUGGAGUGGUGGAGCCGCUUGGUAUCCAGUGAUCCUGAAAUCAAUACCAAAAAGAUCAACCCUGAGAACUCUAAGCUGUCAGACCUCGACAGUGAGACCCGCAGCAUGGUGGAAAAGAUGAUGUAUGACCAGAGACAGAAAUCCAUGGGGCUGCCCACCUCAGACGAGCAGAAGAAACAGGAGAUCCUGAAGAAGUUCAUGGAUCAGCAUCCAGAGAUGGAUUUCUCCAAGGCCAAAUUCAACUAGCUCCUGUAUCUGCCUCCCUGAAUUCUUGGGGCUGAGCCUCCAGCCAUCCAACCUCCUUUCCCACCCUUCCCUGGGACUUGGGAGCCUCAGGGCUGGGGCAGGCAGGGGACUAGCCCAGGCACGCAGGUCCCAGGGCAUUAUGGGAGAAGGGCUGGGGCCUCUGGGGUCUGGUCCUCCCCAGUUGGCUGUUACACAUUAAAGCUAUUUACCCAGC